Messenger RNA from Recurvomyces mirabilis, 4680 nucleotides. RefSeq lists its product as uncharacterized. Lineage: Eukaryota; Fungi; Ascomycota; Dothideomycetes; Mycosphaerellales; Teratosphaeriaceae. The record is from RefSeq and is a predicted model, not a curated record. The coding region runs from base 1 to 4680 and encodes 1559 amino acids. The transcript has 4 exons.
AUGCCAGACCCCCUAUACGAUACCGACAUUGCGGCCACGCACGACAGCCUCGAGCACAACGAUGACAACUUAGUGACCUCUCACGAAGAUGUACGAGCGGCACAAGUCACCAACGGCCUUGGCGAGGAGGCGAUCGGGGACCCUGGACGCGAACUGGCUGUGUCUGAGACACAGUUCGACAACGACCUCGUCGCGCCACAUGGCGAAAGCUCCAACAUCCAGAACGUGCUACGAGUACACAAACAAAGCCAAGAUCAAGAUGGGUCUGCUGGGCUUGCUGUCGAUACUCCAGCCACUUUCCACACGCCGCUACUGACCACUGUCACGCUCUUCUCGCGCCCAAUGGAUGAAGAAAUCGGUACUGGACAGGGUUUCACGUACGGCAAAGCGAGCAAGCCGCCUCUCGACAUGAGAGGCAUACGCAAAGGAGGCACAGCAGCUGCAUCGCUUGAGCCCACAACAGCCAUAGAAGGUCAGAAUCAAGAGCAGGGUUUCGACGGAGAUGCAUCUAUCGCACCAGCAAACACCGACUAUGCGAAUGGAGCGGCCGAUCGGCAACUUAUCGAAGGUUUGGGCAAUGCUCAUAUACCUCUGGCACCAAACAUUGACACAGCAGUCUCAACUCCAAUGCAGACCGCAGCAUCGGUCCUGAUCAGGAAGAAACGCAAGAAGCGUGUUCUCCAGAGCUCGAAUCUGGCAGGACCAAACAAAGAACAAGGAGCAGUUCCUGUCCUCCUGAACAGUGCCGAGCCCCAUACGAAGGACCAGGUGCAGACAUUCGCAUACGUUGGCAGAGCGGCCGAACUCGACACUGCUACUCAGUACCGCGAGCAAAAUACUGGAGGGAGUGGUCACUACGCGGGCGUGGCACAACAGAAGGGCAUGAUCCUUCAUCACCCAAUCGCUUCUGCUCAAACAAACCUAGAUGAUCUUGGUAUGGUCGUUGAUGCUAGGCCACACGUCGGUGGCCCAUAUGUUACGGCAAUCGACGCGGAGCGUACUGAGGAGGCUUUCGCAGAAUUACCGAAGCAGCCUCACUUGACAGACGUGCUCCCUUCAUCAACUCGAGAUGCUGGCCACGCAGACUGGCACGGUAUGCUGAGCCGCAAUUCCAGAAGACGCAGCCGCCAUUCAACUUAUCACCGUGAACGGGAGCCUGAGAGCGAUGCUGUUAGUCAGACUAUGGAAGAAGCCUUGGAAGACAUCCAUGACAAGCAUCAACGUGAGAAAAGCAAAGCUCGUGCUGAUGUGCAGAAGCUUAACGCAGAGCUUGAGCAAACUGUCGAAGCCAGAGAGGCUUUGCAGGUAAAACUCAACCAUACGCUGCAGCAGAACGACAAGAUCGCGACAAUGCUGAAGCAGCAGGAAGGCAAAGUCUCAGCUUACAAGGUCAAGUUGAAGUCUUUCCAGACUUUCAUGGAUACCAUGAAGACGGACCUGGCCGACCUGAAGCGGACUCAUAAGGAAAUGUCUAAAGCCAAGGAGCGCCUUAUCCACACCUGUCAAGAACGUGAGCUUGAGCAUGAAGAUCUCUACAAGCGCCUGCAGCAGAUGGCCACUCGGGUCGCCAACGACAGGGAACAGGGACUUGAAGCCUCUCGUGAGCUCAAGACGGAGCUCGAUGCUGCCCGGGUUCGCAACGAGUACCUCGAAAGCUACCUUAGUGAUACCAAAGGCUCCUUGAUCGAGGAACGCGACCGUAGAUCUCAAGUGGAGGCACAGCUUGCUGCCAUGGCGGAAACACUGAGCACCACUCAUCAUCAUCAUGAGGCCGUCCUGGAGAAGCUGGAAGAGAUCGACAUUGUACUCAGCGCGUCUACAGCUCGUGAGCAGCUCACUGGAUUUGUGGAGAAAGUGUCAGCCGCGCUCAGAGGACUAGACGGCCAGCAGACUGAUACAGCUAACGACGUGGUCUCGGUGAUAGAACUCUUAAAGACCUUGUCAGAAGAAUUGAUGACGGCCAAGAAGCGUGAGGGCGAGGCUGACGCCAAUGAUGCAAUACUGCCACAAAUACGAGCUAGCCUCCGAGACGCCUUCACAGAACUGAAGUCUGAUCUCGAGCAGCGUGAGCAGCUUAUGCAGCAGGAUGCUGCACAGCAGGAGAGCUUCGCUAUCCUACAAGACAGGCACCAGACAACGAGCGAUCAGUGUAGGGAUCUGCAGGCUCAAUUGAACAGCCUUCGUCAGGAUGAGCUUCAGCUCCAGAAUUCCAACACGUCUUUAAGAGCCAAGCUCACUGCACUAGAGAAUGUGUCGCAGCCUGAAAUGACUCCGGGCAAUGUCACGGAUGGCGACGAGGAUGCCUUGAGCGCUGCCAAGCUCGACUUACACAGCAAGACGGAAGAGUUGCAAGCUAUACGUAGCGAGCUCAAUGAUGCGCAUGAACAGCUGCAGUCACUCCGCAUCCAAGUUCAAGAAGCUCAUCGUCGGUCUACCAAGGCUGCGACCCAGCGAGAGCGACUGCAGGACGACCUCGAGACGCAGCUUGAUCGAGUUCGUUCCGAGAUGAGACGACAUUCCGAUAAGGUCCUCGAUGAGAGGAUGGCCGAGUACAAGAACCGCAUGCGUGAAUUGAUGAGCGAAAGUGAGCUGUACAGCAACAGAGUACAGCCUUUACAGCUCGAGCUCUUGGCCAGUCAAGCUGUGAUCGCUGAGGCACACCAGGCUGCCGCGUCAACGCAAGCCAAACACGAAGAAGCCCUUCUGAGAGCAACAGGAGAAGCGCAGAGUUGGAAGCAGAAGGCCGAAGCGAACGGAAGCAUGGCAGAGGAGUCGACAAAGCAGAGUCUCGGUGGUGUUUCGCACAAGCUCGCCGCGGCGCAGACGGACUAUGAGAGGACGAUCGAACAGAAGGCUGCUCUUACCAAACAUAUCGAAGGUUUGCAGAUGGCCAUGCAGCAGGCCCAGAAGGCACACGACGACAGCGACAAGCAACUCAAGGAACAGCAGCACCAGCACGCCGCCUCCCUUAGCGACGUCACCGAAGAGUUGGCCACCGCGAAUGCAACUAUUGAGCGUCAUAACGCUGGGCUAAAGCAUCUGACCGAUGAGUUUGAGCGUGCCAUGGAGGUCGAAAAGCAAAAAAGUGCCAUCAAUCUCAAGGCUCAGCAAGACCGGCUAACACAAGCCCAAGAUGAAUUACAGCAGGAGAAAAAGAAUGGUGAAGAUUUCCGUGUUGAAAUUGAGCGAGCAUGGAAGGCAGAUACGGAGGAGUACGAUGGCAGAUUCAAAGCUCUCUCACGGGAGCUCACUCAAGUGGCAACCCAGCGCGACCAGAUGAUCGCAGAGAAUGAGCGCUUCCGCAAUCAGAUCCAAGACAUUGCAACCCAACAUCAGCAGGGUCUGGAAGUCGUAGCGAGUGAUGACACGCGUGAUGUGGCUGCUCCACCCGAUGCUCGUCCUCUAGUUGACGACAUCACACCAGCUGUCAGCAAUAAGGAGAACGACCCGCCACGUCCGCGCAAGAAGGUGGAUCGUCAAUCGCUGACGGUGAUCGAGACAACUCCUAUCCCAAUCCUCGAAGUGCUCCGUCCGGACUCGCGGCAGAGGAGUGCAGAUGCUACUGUACGUGGGCCGGUUGUAGAAGAGUCGCAGCUUCAAGACACAACUGUGCAUGUUCCAGCAACGCAGGAUGAUAAUGAGGGAGGCUUCAGUACCGACGGCCGGGGUCCACUCGAUGUUAUUCCGAAUGUCAGCGACGAUAUGAUCGACAAUGCUUCGCUUGGCGCACAGCAUCCAAGCCAUGUUGUGGAGGAGACACAGUUCGAUGACAACCUUCCAUCUUUCGCCGCAUUCAACAGCAAUACAUCAACGGCUGCACCCAGGCACAAGAUCGUAUCGGUAUUUACAGUGCCCUCAGCCGCUGAUGCCCACAGCCAGGGCGGAAGGGCAGCAGCUCGCAGAGAAGGGUCGCUCCACGGCCCGCCUGGCACUUCCGAAAGCUUCUCGAUCUACGAGGAUCAGAUGUCUCAGACCUCACUGCCUUCGCAAUCGCAGCUGCAGAACAGCUUGACAUGGUCGGACGCCGAAAAGGAGAAGUACACUUUUCGCAAAUCUUUCCCCAAACCAAACAGUGCCUCCAAGAUGGCUCCUCGCAACGACGAUCACGAUGUACAACACCGUACCGAGUCUCGCUCUAACAAUCCUGCUUUUCGCACACCACCUUUCCGUAAUGUUAGCGACAGAGCCAGUAGCAACCACAGCAGCACGCCCGACUACAUCAAUGCCGCUGGCACGAACCAUCAGCAGGUGAACAUCGAUUCUGGUGGAUACGACUCUGUCUCGAAGCGCCGCAUAUCUCGUACCGACUCCCAGACCAAAGCUAAUCCCGAUCCGCGCUUGCUCCCACGUAAUACAGCUGCUCCGCUUGCAGCAAGCAAACGUAAAGCGGAAGCACCUCACAUCGCAGAAGGCUACGAGCACGAGCGCAAGAAGCGUAAGAAUGCUGCAGCUUCGAAGCCGCAGAACCCGUCAGGCCGCUCCUCUCUCCGCACCAGUUCUCAAUCUUCCAUCAACGACCUGCCUCAGAUGCCGCACUCGAGUUCGUCUCGUGGUGGGCCUGCGCAGUCUUCUUCGCGUAUGCGUACACUUGGUGGGAGCACUUCCCGCGCUGCUCGUGGAAACAAGAAGGCGUCCAAGAGUGACCAGUUCAAUGCGCGCUUCUCCCAGGAACUACGUUGA